AUGCCUGUAAACCCAGCACUGAAGAGGCUGCGGCAGGAGAAGCACCUCAAGUUCAAGGACAGCUUAGGCUGCACAGUGAGACUGUCUCGUGAAAGCAAAAAUGCUAGAACCUGGAACACAGAAGCCCAGUGGGAACUGUGGAAAUCGAAGCUUGGCUGCCAGUGUAGGGACGGCCAAAGUCCCACAGGGAGCGCUGUGUGGCCCAGGGCCUCCACCUCACAGAGACCUCUGGUCGCCCUGCUGUCCCGUUCUCACUGGUGUUAUUUCAUCCUGGAAUAUCCAUAUAACCCUCUCCUUCGCUUUGUGGAUCUCUUGAGUUUUACAGGAGGCCUGAUCGCCGCACAGUUUGCCAGCGAGUACAUGAAAGAAGUCGCUUCCUUGCUGCAGAAUGAGAAGACCAUGUCAGCCAAGACCAAGAUCCUGCUGCUGCAGGCGGUGUCCUGCUGGUGCUACUUAAACCCCGCCAGCCAGAACAAGGCCAAACAACUGCAGUUUAUUCCCAUUUUCGUAACUUUCUUCGAGUCUCCCUUUCAUUCCACCAACAAGAAUGAACUAAACAACCACCUCCAGAUUCAGUUUUGGAUCUGCUAUGCUCUCUCUGCCAUGACCUGUAACAACUUAUCUGUCAUGCAGGAGCUGAGAUCUUACAGCUCUCUAAAAUAUCACCUGCAGAUCUUGGCUAUGGAGAACUGGUCUGGGUGGUCUGAAAAUUUUGCCGAGGUCUUAUAUUUCCUAAUAGGUUUUCACAGGAAUUAA
Psammomys obesus (fat sand rat) is the source of this 756-nucleotide messenger RNA. It is a transcript of the gene Armh2, whose product is annotated as armadillo like helical domain containing 2. The transcript has 3 exons. Lineage: Eukaryota; Metazoa; Chordata; Mammalia; Rodentia; Muridae. The coding region runs from base 1 to 756 and encodes 251 amino acids. The record is from RefSeq and is a predicted model, not a curated record.